AUGGCUUCACUUUUCAAAUCGAAGACUUUGGGACCUCCACUACUCAGCGUGAGCAAUUGUGAUAUUUACCAUAUUCACCGUGUACCCGGAGCUUCCAAACAGCAAGCGCAUCGAGCUCUUUCAUAUGAACCGCGUACUGUUCUUAAUACACUUCCACCAAAAAGCCAGGAAUAUUACAGGACAGAGAUCUUUAACGACGUGGUAAACAUUAAAUUAUGGAAAGAACACUCCGUAGUACUCGGAAAGUUGGCUGUUGAAAAUAGAAUUAACAAACUUCGAAGAAGGAAUACAACGGAGUCUGAAAAUCAAUUCCCAAAUGACAUCAAAAAAUGGUCUCAGGGACCAUGUAAAAAAAUUCCUCGAAUCUCGCAUGAAAAGAUUCGGAUUACAAUGAAACUGACAUUAAAAAAAUCAGAGGGCAAGAUCUUACAGGUAGCUUUUCUUCAUUUAACUGAAGAGGAAAUAACUCGUAAACCUGGCCUUUAUGAACUCAACCCAAGUCCAGCGGAAAAUAUUAUGGAAUUAGUUGAAGAACUCAACAAAAACUAG
Molecule: messenger RNA, 549 nt
Organism: Diversispora eburnea
Lineage: Eukaryota; Fungi; Glomeromycota; Glomeromycetes; Diversisporales; Diversisporaceae
Source: the annotation of a GenBank genome assembly